Molecule: messenger RNA, 234 nt
Organism: Chaetomium globosum CBS 148.51
Lineage: Eukaryota; Fungi; Ascomycota; Sordariomycetes; Sordariales; Chaetomiaceae
Exons: 2
Coding region: 1-234 (77 amino acids)
Source: RefSeq, a predicted model, not a curated record
AUGGCUCAGUACAUGGAGAUGCCAAAGGUCUACUACCUCAGCAUCAGCCAUUCAGCGCCCCCGAGCCCCAUAGAGGUCAGCCCAGGUGGUCGCAUUCGACGGAUGGCCCUCCUCGUCCUUGCUCUGCCGCCGAGGACGGGAAGCCCCCUGGGCCCUGCUGCUCUCCCUGUUGUGCCAGUCGUUGCGAGGUGGGAAAUAGGCGCCAGCCGAGUCGAAACUGGCAGCGGUGAAUAA